Gordionus sp. m RMFG-2023 is the source of this 1938-nucleotide messenger RNA. Its product is annotated as serine/threonine-protein phosphatase PP1-beta catalytic subunit. The transcript is spliced from 9 exons. Gene Ontology annotation, cellular component: nucleus; cytoplasm. The record is from RefSeq and is a predicted model, not a curated record. The coding region runs from base 111 to 1094 and encodes 327 amino acids. NCBI's taxonomy places the organism in Eukaryota, Metazoa, Nematomorpha, Gordioida, Chordodea, Parachordodidae. Gene Ontology annotation, molecular function: protein serine/threonine phosphatase activity.
GCACUAAUUUAAGAUACAUAUGCUUCAUAUAAUCAUUCAACUUUUUUCUAUUCACGAUGUGGUUCACGAACUAAUUUUCAAACUAUUUUAGUUUUCAAAAUAUCUAAAUAAUGGCCGAUAUCGAGCUCGAUAUCGAUAAAUUAAUAUCAUCCUUACUUGAGGUUCGAGGAUGCCGUCCUGGGAAAUCUGCCCAGAUGACUGAAGGCGAAAUUCAAGCUUUAUGCUUAAAAUCUAGGGAAAUAUUUCUUAAUCAACCAAUUUUAUUAGAACUUGAAGCACCUCUUAAAAUUUGUGGAGAUGUACAUGGACAAUAUACAGAUUUAUUAAGAUUAUUUGAAUAUGGAGGGUUUCCACCUGAAGCUAAUUAUCUAUUUUUGGGUGAUUAUGUUGAUAGAGGAAAACAAUCUUUGGAAACUAUUUGUCUACUUUUGGCAUAUAAAAUUAAAUAUCCAGAGAACUUUUUCCUUCUAAGAGGAAAUCAUGAAUGUGCUAGUAUAAACAGAAUAUAUGGUUUUUAUGAUGAAUGUAAAAGACGAUAUAAUAUUAAGUUAUGGAAAACAUUUACUGAUUGUUUUAAUUGUCUUCCUGUAGCUGCGAUAAUUGAUGAAAAGAUAUUUUGCUGCCAUGGAGGACUAUCCCCUGAUUUACACACAAUGGAACAAAUCAGAAGGAUUUUAAGGCCUACAGAUGUUCCAGAUACUGGAUUACUAUGCGAUUUGAUGUGGUCAGACCCAGAUAAAGAUGUUCAGGGUUGGGGUGAGAACGACCGGGGUGUUUCGUUCACCUUUGGCCCCGAUAUAGUUAGCAAAUUUCUCAAUCGACACGAUUUGGACCUCAUUUGCCGUGCCCAUCAAGUGGUCGAAGACGGUUACGAAUUUUUCGCUAAACGCCAAUUGGUUACCCUCUUUUCCGCUCCCAACUACUGCGGCGAAUUUGACAACGCUGGCGCUAUGAUGAGCGUCGACGAAUCUCUGCUUUGUUCCUUCCAAAUUUUAAAACCUUCCGAGAAGAAAACAAAAUAUCAAUACAGUGGAAUGAUCAGUUACUCUUCGUCCUCUGCCGCGACUAACACCCAAAUAACGAAUAACUCAUAAGAGUUAACAUCGCCAAAUCGUUUUAAAAAUCAAGGUGCUUUAAUCAAUUUGGCUCUUCACUUUGACACAUCUCAAUCAACGCCAAAAUAAAUAAAAAAUAAUUAAACGUUCAUUUGCUCACCCACGAUCAAAUAAUUUUUUGGAGAAUUGACAUUAUUAUUUUUUUAUAAUAUAUAUAUAUAUUUAAAAAAAGAAAAUGGAUUAGCCCAUAUGACGAUACAAUUUGGUAGAUAAGAUACAAAUUAAUUGUAUCGCACGUAUCUUCUCUUCUUUUUUCUCUGUCUUAUUCCUCAAUUCACAAUAAUAAAGGCAAAUCGUAAAAGUUAAAUACUGUUUAAUGUUUUAAUAACCUAUACUUUGAUUAUAAAAUUUUACGGUUUCCACUCCUUUAUAUAAUACCUUUUUCAGAGAAAAGACAUAAUAAUCCUACCUAUAAUAGAUUAUAGUUAUUAUAGGAAUAUCCACAAUUUCAUUUACAAAUUUUAUGAUUUUUAAAUUUGAUAUCUGGAAUUUUGUUGCCUUCAAUGGAUUGCUUGCUUUAAUAUUUCAAAAUUAGUUAAAGAAUAAUAUUUAUUUUUUAUAUAUCAAAAUUCGCUAUAAAUAAUUACAUCCCUUAAAUUUGUUCAAAAUUAAUGAGUAAAUAAGGAUUUUUUUUGUAUUAUAAUUUUAUACAUAUUUUUUUUUAAAAUUAGUGUUGUAUUUUUAUAUAUAUAAUUGUGUACAGAUUAUUAUCUUGGCAAAAAGAAAUUUAAUAAUUACAAUUGCAAAUUUAUAUAUAUAUAUAUAUUUAAACUAAACUAUUUAUUUAUUAAAUUAUAUUAUCGGAUAUAAAUUUUAUAUUUUU